UACUUCAACUUCAGAUUUUUUUUUUUGUCGCAGUUUCAGUUUUCAGCUGUUGUAGCAGCUCAGACGUUUAGAAGUUUAAGUCCUUAUCUCAGUGGAAACGAUGGCCCGUUAUGAAGAAGUGAAUGUGCACGGAUAUGGUGAAUUUUGUAAGGCGGUGUCUGAGAGAAAAGGAAAGGAUAUUUUCGCGUAUUUUUCAGGCGAUAAAGACGCUGAGGGAAGGAGCUGGUGUCCAGAUUGUGUGAAAGCUGAGCCAGUUGUAAGAGGAGAGCUGACUCAUCUUCCUGAGGGCUCCGUCUUCAUCUAUUGUCAAGUUGGAGAUAGACCUUAUUGGAAGGAUCCAAACAAUGACUUCAAGAAGACUCUGAAGUUGGCUGGAGUUCCCACUCUGCUACGAUACGGCACACCUCAGAAGCUGGUGGAGGAAGAGUGCUUCAAACCACAGCUGGUGAAGAUGAUGUUCACUGAAGACUGAGGGAUCGUCGGCUUUUUAACUUGUUCAUAAAGAAGCCAACAUUUCUUCACUAAAUAACCGUUUACACCAUUUAAUUCAAGCACUUAUGAAUCAUCCAGCUUUGAUUUGAUGCAAAUGAAAUGUCAGCCGUGCAUUAACAAAACCAUCAAUCAGUCUGUAAAAUGCUGCUUUCCAGCUUAUUCUUCAGUGGGAUAUUUUGAAGGAUGCAUUUUGCUCUCUGAUUAUUCUGUGCAAUCAAUGAAUAUUGUACUGUAUAUAAAUACACACUAGUUGCUGAUUAAAAAAUAUCUUUUUAUUUUUUGAUAAUUUCUGCAUUGCCUUACAGUUGAACCUGAAUAAAAGGACAUUUGAUGUGGAACAUUUAAA
Molecule: messenger RNA, 838 nt
Organism: Girardinichthys multiradiatus
Lineage: Eukaryota; Metazoa; Chordata; Actinopteri; Cyprinodontiformes; Goodeidae
Gene: txndc17
Product: thioredoxin domain containing 17
Exons: 4
Coding region: 101-472 (123 amino acids)
Cellular component (GO): cytosol
Molecular function (GO): protein-disulfide reductase [NAD(P)H] activity
Source: RefSeq, a predicted model, not a curated record